Molecule: messenger RNA, 7428 nt
Organism: Lipotes vexillifer (Yangtze River dolphin)
Lineage: Eukaryota; Metazoa; Chordata; Mammalia; Artiodactyla; Lipotidae
Gene: DOP1A
Product: DOP1 leucine zipper like protein A
Exons: 39
Coding region: 1-7428 (2475 amino acids)
Biological process (GO): Golgi to endosome transport
Cellular component (GO): trans-Golgi network; endosome
Source: RefSeq, a predicted model, not a curated record
AUGAACACAGAAGAGCUGGAGUUAUUGAGUGACUCCAAAUACAGAAACUAUGUAGCUGCAAUUGAUAAAGCACUAAAGAAUUUUGAAUACUCCAGUGAAUGGGCAGAUUUGAUAUCAGCACUUGGAAAACUUAAUAAGGUUUUACAAAAUAAUGCAAAGUACCAAGUGGUACCCAAAAAGCUGACCAUAGGCAAACGCCUAGCUCAAUGUCUACAUCCAGCAUUACCAGGUGGAGUUCAUCGGAAGGCACUUGAAACAUAUGAAAUUAUCUUCAAAAUCAUUGGACCUAAGCGACUUGCCAAAGAUCUUUUUUUAUAUAGUUCUGGACUAUUUCCUCUUCUUGCAAAUGCUGCCAUGUCGGUGAAACCAACAUUGCUAAGUUUGUAUGAGAUAUAUUAUCUGCCUUUGGGUAAAACACUGAAGCCUGGUCUACAAGGAUUGCUAACUGGUAUUCUUCCUGGCUUAGAAGAAGGAUCAGAGUACUAUGAGAGAACAAACACAUUAUUGGAAAAGGUUGCUACUGCAGUGGACCAGUCGGCAUUCUAUAGUGCCCUCUGGGGUAGUCUUCUAACCAGUCCUGCUGUGCGUUUACCUGGAAUCACGUAUGUUCUCGCCCAUUUGAACAGGAAGCUUUCCAUGGAAGAUCAGCUUUAUAUAAUUGGCAGUGAUAUUGAGCUAAUGGUAGAAGCAGUAAGCACUUCGGUGCAGGAUUCAAGUGUACUGGUACAGAGAAGCACACUGGACCUCAUACUCUUCUGUUUUCCAUUCCACAUGAGUCAGGCCACUCGACCAGACAUGAUAAGGAUCUUGUCAGCAGCCCUGCACGUAGUAUUAAGGAGGGAUAUGUCCCUGAACCGAAGACUUUAUGCCUGGCUUCUCGGACCCAGAAGCACAAGACACAGCAAUCCUGAAGAACACGCUACUUACUAUUUCACUACCUUUUCAAAAGAAUUGUUGGUGCAGGCAAUGGUGGGGAUCUUACAAGUGAAUGGAUUUGGAGAAGAGAGCACUUUAAUGCAGGAUCUAAAACCUUUUCGUAUUUUAAUCAGUUUACUGGACAAACCUGAGCUAGGACCUGUAAUUCUAGAAGACGUCCUCAUUGAAGUGUUUAGAACAUUGUAUUCUCAGUGUAAAGCAGAAUUGGAUCUUCAGAUGGAACCACCCUUCAGCAAGGAUCACGCUCAGUUAAGCAGUAAAUUAAGGGAAAAUAAGAAAACAGCAGAACUGAUUAAAACUGCCAACCUUCUCUUUAAUUCCUUUGAGCCUUAUUAUAUGUGGGAUUAUGUUGCACGUUGGUUUGAAGAAUGUUGUAGGAGGACACUGCAUGCCAGACUUCAGAUUGGGCCUGGAGAUGUUAACGACUCAUCUGAGUUACAGCUGACCAAUUUCUGCUUACUGGUGGAUUUUUUGUUGGAUAUAGUUUCUUUGCCUACUAGAAGUAUGAGGGUGCUGUGUCAGGAGACUUAUAUUGAAAUCCAGACAGAACACUUGCCCCAGUUGCUGCUCAGGAUGGUAUCUGCCCUGACAAGCCACCUCCAGACAUUGCACUUGACUGAACUCACGGAUUCUCUCAGGCUCUGCUCAAAGAUCCUUAGCAAGGUUCAACCUCCUUUGUUAUCUGCCAGCACUGGAGGUGUGUUGCAGUUUCCAAGUGGGCAGAACAACUCAGUCAAGGAGUGGGAAGACAAAAAGGUAUUAUCAGUUUCUCUUGAAAAUCCUACUGAAGUGUUUGAAGAUGGAGAAAAUCCACCAAGUAGUCGCUCCUCAGAGAGUGGAUUCACUGAGUUCAUACAGUAUCAAGCAGACCGAACUGAUGACAUCGACAGAGAACUGAGUGAGGGACCGGAGGCAGCUGCCAUCCCAAUUGGUAGCACAUCCUCCGAAACAGAAACGGCCUCCACUGUGGGAUCUGAAGAAACUAUCAUCCAGCCCCCUUCCAUAGUCACUCAGGGGGCAGCACCCCAAAGUGGGAAGACAGCCCAAAAAACUGCAAUGCAGUGCUGCUUGGAGUAUGUCCAACAGUUUCUCACCAGACUUAUCAACCUCUACAUCAUUCAGAGUAACUCUUUCUCUCAGGCUUUGGCUACAGAGCAUCAAGGGGAUCUUAUUCGAGAGCUAGGAGAGACUUCAGACUGGGACAGGGAUUCCCACGGUGGUGUAAAAGAGAGAAACAUAAGUAAACAAAAAACUUCAAAAGAAUACCUUUCUGCCUUCCUUGCUGCCUGUCAGCUCUUCCUGGAGUGCUCAAGCUUCCCAGUUUACAUUGCUGAGGGGAACCAUACCUCAGAGUUAUGUUCUGAAAAAUCAGAGACUGACUGGGAGCACGUGCAGCCUCCACUGUGGCUGCAGACGCUGAUGACCGCUUGUAGCCAAGCAAGUGAUUGCAGUGUGCAGAGCGCUGCGAUUUCACUAGUGAUGGAUCUGGUAGGACUGACUCAGUCGGUGGCCAUGGUCGCUGGGGAAAACAUCAACAGUGUGGAGCCUGCACAACCCUUAAGUCCAAAUCAGGGAAGAGUAGCUGUGGUUAUUAGACCUCCCCUCACUCCGGGCAAUCUGAGAUACAUAGCUGAGAAGACUGAUUUUUUCAAGCAUGUAGCUUUAACAUUGUGGAACCAGAUGGGAGAUGGGACACCUCAGCACCACCAGAAGAGUGUGGAACUGUUUUAUCAAUUACAUAACUUGGUUCCUUCUUCUAGCAUCUGUGAGGAUGUUAUAAGUCAGCAGUUGACCCAUAAAGAUAAGAAAAUAAGGAUGGAAGCACAUGCAAAAUUUGCAGUUCUUUGGCAUCUAACAAGGGACCUCCAUAUAAAUAAGUCUUCAUCUUUUGCACGGUCUUUUGACAGGUCACUGUUCAUCAUGUUAGACAGCCUUAACAGUCUCGAUGGUUCCACCAGCUCUGUGGGACAAGCCUGGCUGAACCAAGUCCUGCAAAGACAUGAUAUUGCAAGAGUUUUGGAACCACUGCUAUUGCUCUUGCUUCAUCCCAAAACUCAGAGGGUUUCAGUGCAGCGGGUACAAGCAGAACGUUAUUGGAAUAAGGCCCCCUGUUAUCCCGGAGAAGAGAAUGACAAGCAUUUCAUGCAGAAUUUUUCCUGCAAUAAUGUAAGCCAAGUACAACUCAUUGCAUCAAAAGGAAAUGGUGAAAAGACGCUUACCAUGGAUGAAAUAGAGAACUUCAGUCUUACUGUUAAUCCAUUAAGUGACAGACUGUCCCUUCUAAGUACAAGCAGUGAGACAAUUCCAAUGGUUGUAUCUGAUUUUGAUCUUCCAGACCAACAGAUAGAAAUACUUCAGAGUUCUGACUCUGGAUGUUCUCAGUCCUCUGCUGGGGACAACUUGAGUUACGAAGUUGAUCCUGAAAACGUGAAUGCACAAGAGGAUUCCCAGAUGCCAAAUGCAGGCUCCGCAGAUGAUGAUGUUCAGCAGGUUGUCUUUGACCUGAUAUGUAAAGUCGUAAGUGGCCUCGAAGCAGAAUCUGCAUCAGUGCCCUCUCAGUUAGAAAUCGAAGAUAUUCCCCCAAAGGACAAUGAUGUAGAUCCAGGCGAGGAGAUGAUUAAAAGUGAGGAUCAGUCCGCUCAGCAGAGUCAGAUUGCUUUGCCGAGUAACGAAAAUUCUCAGUUUUUGUCUGUGUCUGCAGAGGAAGGCUGUGAGUGUGUGCCAAAUGGAAUCUCCAGAAAUAGCUCCUCACCUUGUAUUUCAGGAACCACACAGAUUUUCCAUGACUCUUCUGUUGCUUCUACAGAAACCAGAUCUAGACAGAGAAGUCACAGUAGUAUUCAGUUCAGCUUCAAAGAAAAAUUAUCAGAAAAAGUCUCAGAGAAAGAAACAAUUGUUAAGGAGUCAGGUAAACAACCAGGAGCAAAACCUAAAGUAAAACUUGCCAGAAAAAAGGAUGAUGACAAGAAAAAAACUUCAAAUGAGAAACUCAAACAAACCAGUGUUUUCUUCAGUGAUGGUCUGGAUUUAGAGAACUGGUAUAGCUGUGGAGAGGGAGAAAUUUCUGAAAUUGAGAGUGACGUGGGUUCUCCAGGAUCACGGAGAUCUCCCAAUUUCAACAUCCAUCCGCUCUAUCAACAUGUGCUUUUGUAUCUCCAGUUGUAUGAUUCAUCAAGGACUCUGUAUGCUUUUUCUGCCAUCAAGGCCAUCUUGAAAACUAACCCCAUUGCUUUUGUAAAUGCCAUUUCAACCACUAGUGUAAAUAAUGCAUAUACUCCUCAGUUGUCUCUGCUUCAGAAUCUAUUGGCCAGACACCGGAUUUCUGUUAUGGGCAAAGAUUUUUAUAGUCACAUUCCUGUGGACUCGAAUCAUAAUUUCCGGAGUUCUAUGUACAUAGAAAUCCUUAUUUCCCUCUGCUUAUAUUACAUGCGUAGCCAUUACCCAACUCAUGUCAAGGUUACGUCACAAGAUUUAAUAGGCAAUCGAAACAUGCAGAUGAUGAGCAUCGAAAUUUUGACACUCCUCUUUACUGAGCUGGCAAAAGUCAUAGAAAGCUCUGCAAAAGGUUUCCCUAGUUUUAUCUCUGAUAUGUUAUCUAAGUGCAAAGUUCAGAAAGUGAUUCUUCACUGUUUGCUGUCAUCUAUCUUUAGUGCACAGAAAUGGCACAGUGAAAAGAUGGCAGGUAAGAACAUGGUUGCUGUGGAAGAAGGUUUCUCAGAGGACAGCCUGAUCAAUUUCUCAGAAGAUGAAUUUGACAGUGGCAGCACACUCCAGUCACAGCUUCUUAAAGUGCUUCAGAGGCUCAUUGUUCUAGAACACAGGGUAAUGACUAUCCCUGAAGAGAAUGAAACGGGUUUUGAUUUUGUGGUAUCUGAUCUGGAACACAUCAAUCCGCAUCAGCCCAUGACUUCUCUUCAGUAUUUGCAUGCCCAGCCAAUCACAUCUCAAGGCAUGUUCCUCUGUGCGGUGAUACGAGCUUUACAUCAACACUGUGCUUGUAAGAUGCACCCACAAUGGAUUGGUUUAAUCACAUCUACUCUGCCUUACAUGGGAAAAGUUCUACAGAGAGUGGUUGUUUCUGUGACACUACAGCUUUGCAGAAAUCUAGAUAACCUAAUUCAGCAGUACAAAUAUGAAACAGGAUUAUCUGAUAGUAGGCCUCUGUGGAUGGCAUCAAUUAUUCCACCAGAUAUGAUUCUUACCCUUUUGGAAGGGAUCACAGCCAUUAUCCACUACUGUUUGUUGGACCCUACUACACAGUAUCACCAACUUUUGGUCAAUGUAGACCAGAAACACCUGUUCGAAGCCCGCAGUGGAAUCCUCUCGAUCCUUCACAUGAUCAUGUCCUCUGUGACACUGCUUUGGAGCACACUGCAUCAGGCCGAUUCUUCGGAAAAGAUACCCAUUGCUGCAUCCGCCUCUGUUACCACUAUUAAUCUUGGAGCCACAAAGAACUUGAGACAGCAGAUCCUAGAAUUAUUGGGGCCCAUUUCAAUGAAUCAUGGUGUUCACUUUAUGGCUGCCAUCGCCUUUGUAUGGAAUGAAAGAAGACAGAACAAAACCACCACUAGGACCAAGGUUAUUCCUGCAGCCAGUGAAGAACAGCUUUUACUAGUAGAACUGGUUCGUUCAAUCAGUGUCAUGAGAGCAGAAACGGUCAUACAGACUGUGAAAGAAGUUUUAAAGCAGCCCCCAGCCAUAGCCAAGGACAAGAAACAUCUUUCUCUGGAAGUCUGCAUGCUUCAGUUUUUCUAUGCUUAUAUUCAAAGAAUUCCAGUGCCCAAUUUAGUGGAUAGCUGGGCAUCAUUGUUGAUACUUCUGAAAGACUCCAUACAAUUGAGCCUUCCAGCCCCAGGGCAGUUUCUUAUACUUGGGGUUUUGAAUGAGUUUAUUAUGAAAAACCCUAGUUUGGAAAAUAAAAAAGACCAAAGAGACCUCCAGGAUGUGACUCAUAAAAUAGUGGAUGCGAUUGGUGCAAUCGCGGGUUCUUCUUUGGAACAGACAACAUGGCUGCGGCGAAAUCUUGAAGUUAAACCUUCUCCCAAAAUAAUGGUAGAUGGAACCAAUUUGGAAUCUGAUGUUGAAGAUAUGUUAUCACCUGCAAUGGAAACCUCAAACAUAACUCCUUCUGUAUAUAGUGUCCAUGCAUUGACAUUACUCUCUGAGGUUUUGGCUCAUCUUUUGGAUAUGGUUUUCUACAGUGAUGAAAAAGAACGGGUUAUUCCUUUACUUGUAAAUAUCAUGCAUUAUGUUGUGCCCUACCUCCGAAAUCACAGUGCACAUAAUGCCCCUAGUUAUCGAGCCUGUGUCCAGCUGCUUAGCAGCCUUAGUGGGUAUCAGUACACACGGAGAGCUUGGAAAAAAGAAGCCUUUGACCUCUUUAUGGAUCCCAGCUUCUUUCAGAUGGAUGCCUCUUGUGUUAAUCAUUGGAGAGCAAUUAUGGACAAUCUGAUGACACAUGAUAAGACGACAUUUAGAGAUUUGAUGACUCGUGUAGCUGUGGCUCAGAGCAGUUCACUUAAUCUCUUUGCAAACCGUGACGUGGAGCUAGAGCAGAGAGCCAUGCUUCUGAAGAGAUUAGCAUUUGCUAUUUUUAGCAGUGAAAUUGACCAGUAUCAGAAAUAUCUUCCAGAUAUACAAGAGAGAUUGGUUGAGAGUCUCCGUUUGCCCCAGGUGCCAACUCUUCACUCUCAAGUGUUCCUGUUCUUCAGAGUGUUACUUUUAAGAAUGUCUCCACAACACCUUACCUCACUCUGGCCUACCAUGAUCACAGAACUUGUACAGGUAUUUUUACUGAUGGAGCAGGAACUCACUGCUGAUGAAGACAUUUCACGGACUUCAGGCCCCUCUGUGGCUGGUCUGGAGACAACCUACACAGGAGGUAAUGGCUUUUCUACUUCAUAUAACAGCCAGCGGUGGUUAAACCUCUAUCUUUCUGCUUGCAAAUUUUUGGAUCUGGCUCUGGCAUUGCCUUCCGAAAAUCUUCCUCAGUUUCAGAUGUACCGAUGGGCCUUUAUUCCAGAAGCCUCAGAUGAUUCCGGUUUGGAAGUGAGAAGGCAGGGCAUACAUCAACGAGAAUUUAAACCUUACGUAGUACGACUUGCAAAGCUUCUUCGGAAAAGGGCAAAGGACGAGGAGGACUUUAAGACAGUGACUUUGGAGGGACUGGACAUGGCCAAGCAUCAGAAAAACCCGGAGGAGGACAACUCAGGGAGAGCGCUGGGCUGGGAGCCGGGGCACUUGCUGCUCACCGUCUGCACGGUGCGCAGCCUUGAGCAGCUCUUGCCAUUCUUCAACGUGCUCAGCCAAGUGUUCAACAGCAAAGUCACCAGCCGAUGCGCAGGACACUCAGGGAGCCCCGUCCUCUACUCAAACACCUUCCCGAGCAAGGACAUGAAGCUGGAAAACCACAAACCAUUUUCCAGCAAAGCCAGGCAAAAAAUAGAAGAGAUGGUAGAAAAAGAUUUUCUGGAAGGGGUGAUAAAAACUUGA